Gilbertella persicaria is the source of this 413-nucleotide messenger RNA. RefSeq lists its product as uncharacterized. NCBI's taxonomy places the organism in Eukaryota, Fungi, Mucoromycota, Mucoromycetes, Mucorales, Choanephoraceae. The record is from RefSeq and is a predicted model, not a curated record. Bases 1 to 276 code for a protein of 91 amino acids. The transcript has a single exon.
AUGUUGACUUCAAUUAGUGAAUAUUUGCCGAAUUACCAACAAUCAUUAAAAACUUUACAAAAUGAUGAGUUUGAAAUUAUAAGAUAUGCUAGGAAGUCUCCUACCACAGACAGUUUGAAUACGAGAGUAAGACUACUUGAAUCAAUGAUCAACAAUUUGCGUUCUCGUUCUUUCGCUACACGGGUUUAUGUCUCUGCUUGUUCACGUUCAUCAACGCCUUUUUUAGAACGAGAUUUAAAAAGUGAUGAAAUUUAUAAGAAAUUAGAGCAUCCUUAGCGGACUUUCCAAAAUGAAAAGUUUUUUAUUUUAGAUAGGUCAAACAUUUUUUAGCGGACUUUCCAUCAGACUUUUUAAAAUGAAAAAAAAUAAAAAUUUCCUCCAAAACUAUCUAGAAUAAAAAGUUUUCGGUAGAC